GGAUUUGAUUCCCGCCAUUUUGAGUCUUCGUGUGUUCGAACAUUUGUGCUACUUUCCUCCAUUAGGAAAGCAUGGCAGCAUCAAAAAUUUCUCUCGACAAAGACGCCUUUUUUCGGCGAAUCAAAAGGAUUUACGACGUCUGGAAGGUAAAAAUUUUGACGUGUUUUGGGGUCAUUGAAGGACAAGUUUGACUUAGCGAUGGGACUUAGAUUUUGCACGUAUGACAAAUAUUUAAUAAGCAUAUGAUGUUAAUUUCAGAAGGAAGACAGCACGGAAGAUAAUGGGGCUGCUUUUCCAAGUGUCGACACAGUGGUGAUUGCAGUCGGGCAGGACGAAGACGUCAUUUACAGUAAAUCGACAGCAAUACAGGUACAAAAUGUUUUUACAGUGUCGGUUAUCGGCGGUCACAUGGCCUCAAUUGUGCUGUGGAUUAUUUAAAUUUCUGAUGUACAUGAGUGCAUUAUCUGGAGCGAAAUGAAACGGAUUUGAUCGAUUUAUAACACUGUCAAAAUGCAUUCCAUUCCUACGAUACCUAUAUCAAGUCGUUGUGAUCAUUGUUUACAUGUAACUUGUGCUAAUUCUACUAAAAACAUGUACUAAAUAUUAUUAAUACCAAUAAAUAUUAAUCAUUAAUUAAAUAAUUUUCAGAAUCACGUAGUUACAUGAGUAAUUUGUAAUUUAAGCUGUUAUGGGUUCAAUCACUCUUCCCAUAUCAGCAUGUACCCUUACUUUUGGUAUCUUAACAAAUCUUUCCCAGUAAAUAACUCAGAUGUGGAAGUUGACAUGAAACUGAAAUUCUCUGUUGCCUUGAAAAAAUUGUUGUCCUUUAUAAUCCACAAUGGAACUGAGAACCGUGAUAAAACACUAAUUGCUUCCCUUUAUUGAUUAAAGAAUGCCUUGUGAGAUUUGAAUUGUACUCUUUUUUUAUUAUUACAAUGGAAUGGAAACUAGGGCACUGUAUAUUGGCUUUUUGAAAAUUUGUGGUUAAUCAAAUUAAGAAUGAAUGCUUCUCUUCCUCUUUCUGCAAAUGAACAGAACAGGAAAACAUUUCUGUGGUUGGUCUCUGUGUCACAACCUUCAGCAUAACCCUUUAACUCCCGGAAUGCUGAACAUGUAACUUCUCCCUAUAAUAUCCAUAAAUUAUCCAAUAAACAGGUAAUGAGAAUAUUUAAAAUUUUCAGGUAGAAGUUGUAAUCUGAUAUCAAAUUCUUAAUACUAAUGCACAUAGAAACAUGUAGCUGCUAAAGGGCAGACUUGACAAUCAGAUCUUGGGAGCUAAAGAUUUAAUAAUUUCUCGUUUGCCCCUUCUACACUGUUUAUAAGUACAUAGUGCCAGGUACUGGCAAAAUUCCCAUCCACUGGUUACUUUCUCUGAAAUUAACAGUGUUAGAAUAACAAUUAAAACUUCCAUUAGCUUUUCACUGCGGAAUUUUUGUGCCAUCUGCCACUGAAAUGUUUGAUUGUGUUGUACCUGUGAAGAGGACUGAGAUUGAAUUGAAUCAUGCUUGUUAAGUUUUUGGUGGUUUUUGUUUCUUCAGCAAUGGUUGUUUGGUUAUGAACUGGCUGAUACUGUAACAGUGCUGUGUGAGGGAUCAGUUCACUUUCUUGCCAGUAAAAAGAAAUAUGAUUUUCUGAAACCAUUACAAGAUAUGCAAGUGAAAUCCAACACCUCACCAUCGAUACAACUUCACUUGAGAAACAAGGUAGGAAGGAUUUUUGCAAAUGCCAUUUUCUAUAUUUAGUUUUAUUCUAACCUUAGCUUGACUUUUAUUAACAUUAAAUGGUGAUCAGAUAAUGUUUUGGAAAAAGUUUGAAGUAAAGGAAAGUAGCAUUUAAACUGGAGAUAAAAGUAAACCGCAUAUAGAAAUUAUAUAUCAUGUUAUUUUCUAUGUAGUAUUAUCAAUGCCCCAAGCUGCCACUGUCUUGGUAACCAUAGCACCUAGAAUAGAAUAGAAUAAACUUUGGCAACUGAAUUAACAACAUAAGUUGCCAAAUUUGGUAGCCUUUGCCAUGUAUUUAGUAGGUAUAUGUAUGUCUUUACCUCCCAUAUUAUAAUAAGCAUGGGCCAGCAAAGAUUUCCCUCUCCUACCUUGUCCACUUCUGGGCCAGUCUUUUGAGUGUGCUGUAGGUGUGGCCCCAAUUCUUCAUCUCAUCCUGAACAUCUUGCUGCCAGGUGCUCUUUGGGUGUUUUUUUUUUUUCAUUUGCACUAGAGACUCCAGCAGUCAUGUAGCAAGUCAGAACAUUUAACCUAGUUUUAUGGUGUAAAGUCUCCAAAAAUGCAUAUCAGCCCCACUGCAUACUCUUAAGUCAAGUGGUAUAGUCAGUGGUUUAGUAAGUUGUGAUGCUGCCCAAUCUUUUUUUCUGCCAACCCCUUUUGAUUUGAGGUUGCCAAACAGUAACUCUGAAAAAGUUGAGCUUGGAAUGCAGCUUAUUGAAGAUAACCCUUUUCACCCUAAAAUCAUUUUCCAUGUUCUCCCUUCUGUUCUCUUUACAUUUCCUGUGGUACUGGAAAGGAGAAUUCAUUGUACAAUCAAGAUCCUCUUUUGUUGGUGAUUGUUUCCUUUAUUCUCAUAACCUUAAUUGGUUGAUUCAGGGGUGAUAUCGUAAAGAGAAAUUAAGUGCUGGUCACUCAGGGGUUUAAGGGUUACAGUUGUUAAUGUAGACCUGCUUUCUACAGACUGACCAAGACAAGGAGAAUUUCCAAAAACUGAUUAACUCUAUGAGAGAAAGUAAAUCUGUAAGUAUGAGACUUGUGAGCUUAAGGUUAUUUACUUAAUUUAACCACAAUGAGACUAGUAUAAUGUUGAAAUGAUUUAUAGUGCAUUUGCUAAUAAAGAAAUACAUUUGUGUUUCUAUCCCCUUUGAGAGUGCAUGUCUUUGAUUUUAAUUCUUGAUGAAGCAAGCUGGUAAUGCAAAUGUAUUUGUAAUCUUUACUUGACUUUAUGCUCUCUUUUACAGGGAAAGACUGUGGGUGUUUUUCAGAAAGAUAAUUUUCAGGGACAAUUUGUUGAUGAGUGGAAAAAUGCAUUUGAAAAGGAGUCCUUUGAAAAGGUCUGAAGAAUUUACAACCUUCAAAUUUAUUAACUACUGAGAGUUUUUAUCAUUGGUAACAUUUGUACCAACACAAUUUAUUAAUAUGCUUUAAACUUUAGUUAAAAGUUGACAGUUUGUUAUAUGCUAGUGACAGUAAUGCAUGGAUUGUUUUUCCUUUUCAUAUUUUGUGUGACCAUUUUACAAGCUGAUCACCAUUCUAGUUUUUGUUAUCUUUCUUUGUUGUUAAAUACAACAGUUUGUACAUAUUUGUGUGUUGAUCGUGUGAGUAGUCGUGGCUGAGUGCUGAUGUGAUGUUUUGCAGGUUGACAUUAGCAGUGCAGUGGCGUAUGUGAUGUCAGUCAGAGAGGACCAAGAGCUCACUCAUGUCAAGGUAUAAGCAGGGAUUUAUCUUGUAACCCUAAUGUCACUGAACUAGGGCUUUCUUUAACCAGAGGUGAUCAAAGAAGAAUUCUGUUUCAAUGAAUUUUAAUGGUGGCGAGAAGAACCAAAAACAUCUGCAAUGAGAUAUUGUUUGAUUUGAUACUAAUUCUUGGUGUUAUUAGGCACAAUAUCGUGGAAGAUUUAUUUUAAGAUCUCAGAUGUAAAAGGGUAGAUUUGCAAGUGAUAGUUGUAAAUGAAAUUGAGGCAGUGCUGCAUUUCGCAUUCUUCAAACUUUCUUUAUUACUGUCUUCUCAACUGCCUCUUUUUUUUUUUAAGCUGUAAUGGCUAACAAAAGCCUGCAAAGUAAACCAAAAGAAAAUUGUUAUUUCUCCUCUCAAUAUCAUCUCUGAAUCAACCUUUAACCUUUAACACCCAAGAUCUGACUGUUAAUUCUACCAUCUAGCUGCUACACAUUUCCUUGAAAUUACAGUAGUUAUGAGAAUAUGCUGUUAGAUUAAAAUAAUAACUUCCACAUGAUAAGUUUGAGUAUUCUCGUUACCUGUUUGCUGGAUAAUGUAUGGAUAUUAUAAGAAGAAGUUACAUGUUAAUCACUUCUGGGAGUUAAGGGGUCAAGGUAAAGAGAAUAUAGGAAAUGAUCUUCAUCUUGAGAAUCUUUUGAUUGUAAAACAAAUUUUCCUUAUUAUAGGAAAUGUUAAGAGCCCAGUAUAGAGAAUGUUCAUACGUGUGGAAAUGGUUAACAACCAGUUUCCUGUUCAGUCAUUUGUGUUUUACAGUAGAGGCAGUAGUGCCAUCUAAGACAUUUUUUUUUCCUUCUGUAGAAAGCUGCACAAGUUUCCUCAGAUAUUUUUGUCAAAUACUUCAAGAAACAAGUCAUGGAAAUUGUAGAUGAUGAAAAGGUGGAACUAUGAGCAAAGUCAAUUUUUUUAAAAUCUACAGUAGUUGGGUUGUAAUUUUUUUUAACAACUCCAAAUCAGGAAAGUAUUGUUGAGUGGCAGAAACUAAUGACUUUUUAGAAUGUGGUCAAUUAUUUAUGAGAUUAUCACAUGCAAAGUUGGUUCAUGUGAUCAGACAUUAAAAUGACAUGCACAUAUUGGGUUAGCUGUUUGAAAACUUUCCCAGAGUCAUCCAUUUUUGUUUCAAUAUCACAACUUUAUGCCUUGAUCAAUGUUAAAAUUUCCCGCCUUUGGGGCAAAAAUUGUGUUCAAAUUCCUACCCAAUUUUUCUUUUGCAAAGGCCAAAUCUGCGACUGUUACUUAAGCAUUAAAACCUAAACCUUGUACACCUUAUUUUCUAGUCGUUUGAAUGCAAAAGUGAAUUAUGUAUGUUUAAGCACCUCUUUAUUGAAAGAGAAAACACUUGUAUCUCACUGGAAUGGCUGGAAAGACUUGGCAUCUCUGGUUCAAAUACCCCACCUGCACGAGGCAAGUUUCAAAUUGCCUAUCAGGUGUGAUAUCUUGGAGUUCCAUGUUAUGAUUUUCAAAAAAAAAAUAUUAAUUUUUCAUGUUAUUAUCUAUUCUGCAGAGGGUGAAACAUUCAAAAAUUGCAGAUGGAAUAGAAGGAGCUUUGGAAUCAAAAAAAUUUUUGCAACCUGGAAUGGAUUCUGAACAAGUGAGGAUCACUUUCUAUUUUCAUUGUGAUUGAUCCAGUUAAAUGAUAUCAGCUGCAGAGUUGUUCCUCCAGAGUUCUUGAUUAAAUGCAAUCAACAAAAUUUAUUGUUCCAUCAAGCAGAAGCAUUAGUGAAAAUAUAUGCUUUUUCGUGAAAGUCACAGUGGUAUUGGUUGAGCUGUGGAAGUCUGGAUCAAAUUCCAAGGUUCAUAUUCUAGCCAGGGUCAUUGUUCUGUGUUCUUUGGCAAGAUUCUCUACUCUCAUGCUGUUAAUCUCCACCCAGGAGUAUAAAAGAGUGUAAGAAAACUGUCAGGAAACUGGACAAAGUGCAAAAGAGACAAGAAAAAGAGACAAGAUAUGACAGAAUAGCAUUCCAUCCAGGGAAAGAAGCAAUGCUCUUGGUCCCCUCUGGAAACUGGAAAAUGUUUCGUGUACAUCUAUUAAUUUCUGUUCAUUCCUCUUUAAAGGUUGAGAUGUGUUACUCUCCCAUUAUUCAGAGUGGGGGAAAAUUCACACUUAAGUUCAGUACAGUAAGGUAAGAAUAUCUUGAAGGAAGUUGAUAACCCAGACUGUGAUUGUCAGCCUCAUCUAUAUGUACAAAUGAAGCAGAGCGAAUUGGCUGAAAUAACAAGGCACUUUCACCUCAAACAUUUCAUCACAUUGAUGUACCCAAUGCAUUAACUUAGCUUAAACCUGACCUAAAUUACAACUGCAGUGGCAUCAUUAAAUAUUGACUAAUGACUCAAUUUGACAAUCUUGUUUAAACAUUUUGUAGUAAUGAUGAAAAGCUUCACUAUGGUACAAUAAUCUGCUCCCUUGGUGUUCGAUACAAGUUCUACUGUUCCAAUAUUGUUCGUACAAUGUUAUAUGAGCCAUCGCAGGUGAGAUUUUUUCCCCUACAGUUAAGUUAGAGCUGAUUUUUAAUCUUCAAUCUGGGAUUUUCUUGUAAAUUUUCCCGGAAACUUGAAGAAAGGCUGUGGGUAUCUGCAAUGGACUUGCUACACCAAUGUAAAUGAAGUGGUAAUUGCUCCAAGUUGAGUCACUUUACAGAAACAAAAAUUUAUUCCAUCUCAAUGCUUAAAUGCCAAGUGUUUUUACAGUGAGGCCUUUGUACUCAUGAAAUACUGUGUUGUUGUCUAGGAGCAACAAGAAAACUAUGAUCUGCUUCUGACAACUGUGGAUGUUAUUCUGGACAAGUUGAGACAUGGUAUGUUGAAUUAUUUAGUAUUAAUUAUUAAUAAAAAAUUGCUGAUUAUAGCCAAAUUUCAAAUUGCAAAUUUUCAUGGACAAUGUAAUGUUUACUCUUAGGAGUGAAACUUUGUGAUGUUUACAAUGCUGCCCUUGAACAUGUUACAGAAAAGAAACCUGAUUUUCAGGCAAAUUUUGUGAAAAAUGUUGGGUAAGUGAUUGAGUAAAUAAAUGGCAUUUUACAUUUACAUGUAGUUUAUUUUCAGUAUACAUUAGCUAACAUUGCAGGGCGUGAAAUUGCGCCUAAUGCGCCAAUGCGACUAAAUUUUUCACUUUGGUGACCAAAUCCUGAAAGUUAGUCGCCAAAUUGGUGACUAAAACGUUUCAUCAUAACCUUACCAGGAGAUAUAGUGAAUUAAAAAGAUUUGCAAAGAUAAAUCUGCAGCAAACUUCUUCGUUAAGUUUGUUUCCAAAACGUAGCACAUGCAUCUUGAUUGAUAACUAGACGCCAUCUUGGAUUUAGAUGAGCCUGAACGUUGUAUAUCAUCCAUCCUAGUGUCCACUUUGUAGCACGUUAAAGAUCUUUUCCCUAACUUAAUUUUGGAGGGUCUAUCUAGAAUGCUGACAGCGUAAAGAAAGAUUUUGUUUGUCUUUGAAAAUGGCGACCAACUUUUUUUGAAUUGGUUACCACUUUGAAGAAUUUAGGAGCCAAGUGGCUAUCAGAAAAAAAAGUUAAUUUCACGCCCUGCAUUGGGACUUUUAUUAGUUCCCAUCCAGGGUAUUGUUUUACCAGCAAACAGGUAACGAGAAUACUUGAUUCAUCAGAGUCAUCUUGAUCCAAUACCAAAUUCUUGUAACUAGUUUACAAGGAAAUAUAUAGCAGCUAGAGAAGAGAAUUAACUUUCAGAUCUUGGGAGUUAAAGGGUUAAAAGUGUGAAAGAACCUAAUUGUUGUUAGAUUAUGCUUUUUGUUUUGUUUUGUUUUUUAACCAGAUUUAAUUUAUCAUCUGUUUAUAAGUAACAAAUAUUUGUUCAAAGCUUGUAAUCUGUAGUUUUCUCGGACUGUUUUCAGGUUUGGGAUGGGAAUUGAAUUUAGGGAAGGUUCUUUACUCAUAACUUCUAAAAACAAUCAUGUGGCAAAGAAAGGUAAAUUUAUUUUUCCUUUUAUUUAGUAUCAUAAUCCAAGCAAAAGGAAAGUAAGAAUGAAACUGCAUUGGUUGAGAUAUAGAAACCUACAAAAAUAGUUAUCAUCAGUGUUACUGAGUGUACAUGUACAUCUGUACAUAAAGUGUUACCAAGGUAACUGGCUCCCUCUAUAUUUGUUGUAAAACACAAAGUAAGGAUAACAUGGUGUACACAAAAAUGUAUUAUAUAUGAUCAACCUGGAAUUUACAAAUUGAUUUGGAUAAUUGUCUUGCUUUAGGGAUGGUUUUCAAUAUAAAUGCAGGUUUCUCAGGCCUGGUUAAUGAUAAUGCAGAGGACAGUGAGGGUAAAAACUAUGCCCUUUUUAUUGGAGAUACUGUGUUAGUUAAUGAGGUAUGUGUGUACAGAACUCAAUUUUUGGCCAGGAGUGGUUAGAUACAUGUAUAUGUAAAACAGAAAAACCAAUAAAACAAGCAGUGGUUGUGAGUCAUUUGUAUCCUCCUAAUCUCAUAUGCAAGGUUUGUGCAUCCUCCUCAGUAAUAAAAGUGCUCCAAGCCGUGGCAAGUGGACACAAUUUGGCAACUUUAAUUGAUACGGAAGCCCUCAUUUUGAUCGCAUAUCCAUUUACUUGGCAGUCAUGUGCCAUACCACAUGUUUUCUAUUAUUUAUUAUUAUCAUUAGCAGUAGUAUUAUCAUCAUUAGUAAGUGCAUAAUUACGGUGUGUUUAUACCUGUGAGGUGUUACAGUGUCCAUAAGCUAUUUGACUUUUUCAAAGGCAUGCAGUUUGUUUAUAACCUGUUUGUUAUAUUCCCCACAUUUCCUGUACUUUUUUGUGUCUGUUAACAUUUUACAUUGGGUAUCUCUUUUUUUCUUGUGUCUGGGACUAAUAUUGCAUUUGUCUCCAUUUAUUAUUUAUCUUUUGGUGAUAAGUUUGUUUGUUUGCUUCAGGACUCUCCAGCCUCUAUAUUAACAUCAGCCAAGAAAAAGAUCUCUAAUAUUGGCAUCUUUCUCAAGGUUGGUUGAUCUUUACUUUCUUUCUUAUUGAAAACUUACAAUGUAACCCUCUUAUUCCCAAGAUUUUAAAAGUGAUUUUCCUUACUGUCAGCCUAACAUUUAUUAGGUUUACAUUGGUUUUUAAUCAAAUGAUAUUUCCUCAUUGAUAUUUUUCUUACUCUUGCCAUCUGUCUGUUUGUCAGUGUAUUUAUAUUGUAUGGAGAAUUUACUUCUUGGUCACUCCUGGGAUUGUAAGGUGUUAGACAGGUAUUUGUGGUGGGAUUAUGUAUAACUUGCCUUAAUUUUCUCUUUUCCCACAGGAUGAGGAAGAUGAAGGACAAGAUCAGCAAGAAAAUGGAGAGGUACAUGUACUGCAAUUUUUGUAGCUCAUGCAUUGAUAUAUCAUACUAUCAUUUCCUCUGGAAUGGAUAGGAUUUUUGGCAUUAUUCUGCCCCUCAACAUGGGAACUAUGAAGUUGGCUAUGGUUCUGGGUAUGCUGUGGUUAAUCAUAUUGCAGAACUCUUUAGAAACAACUGUGAGGUUUCAAAGAUUCAGAAUGUCAUAUCCUCAGUUGCAAAUGGCAGCUUUCUCUCCAGUUAUUUUCUUUUGCCUUGUAGUUGUUCAUUGCAGUAUGAAAUUAAAUUGCAAAACCUUCAAUGACUUGACUAUAUGUUCCUUCUACUUAUUUGCAGGCUGAAGAGGAUCUUCUUUUGGGUCGAGAGGGGAAAGGAGCAUUACUUGAAAGCAGAACAAGAGUGAGUUGAUGAUUGUAUUUUAUCCCUAGAGGGAAAAUGAAGACUCUUAUUAAGCUGUAACUGUAUUUCAGUCAUUUAUUUUUGCACAUGAUUGAUUUAAACAGUUCAGUUGACUGUACUGUUUCAACCAAAUACAACAACAACAACCAUCAAAGAUACUGGUACUUCAUGUGUUGAAAGAGUGCCAUCCUUUUUAUGGCCUGAAAUGUAAAUGUAAACUUAUUUUUCUCUUUAAGGCAGUUUCAACUUUUGAUUGUUUGAAACGGUUUCAUUGGUUGUUUAGUAUAAUUUUAACUAGUUUGAAAAUUCUCCACACUAAAUCCACUUUGUAUCACUAAAUAUUUUAAACAUACAGCCGUAAAUUAAUUUAAAAUUUUUAUUAUUUCCACGUCAAUUAAGAAAUUGUGUGAUGAAUGUUCUAAUGUCAUGUUUUUUCUGCAGUAUUCUGAGCUGAGAACUUCAGGGACCACUGUAAGCUUUUUACAGUGUACUUAAGAUAAUAUUAUAAUAUUAUAACUAAUAAAUGGUCAAAAAUGGGAAUUAAUUUUUAAAAGUGUACAAUUAAAGCCAUAGUGGCUGGGGGGAUGGGUGCUUAUUCUGGGAAGGACACUUAUCAGAGCGUGGAUGCUUGUUAAGUUAAAUGCUUGUUAAAAUCGUAAAUUGUUAUAACACUCACUUAGACACGUUUUCUUUAUCUUUAACUUGUAAUGAGGUGUUUCCAGUAUAAGAGUAUCUAACAAACUUUAACAUAAUAUGUGAUUUUCAAAGAAUCAGGCAAAUUUUUGGAACUUCAUAGUUCUAGGGUGAUGUUGAUUGCUCAUCCCUUAAGACCUUCUUUCAUUCAAUAAUUAAAAUGGUUCAAUUACUGCCCUUUUCAUACCUUAUGAAUUGCUUUAUGUAAUUUAUUUUUGAGGUGAUUAAUUUUUUUUUUGCAAGGUUACCAAAAAAUUAAUUGGAAGAAUUACAGAGUGACAUUCACCAAGUAAAAGCAAGCUCUGCUUGCAUGCUGACAAGUGUUCUGAUCAUUCAAAGCUUACAUGUCACAAAAGCAAUUCAUGUAUGCACCCACUUAACAAUCCUAAUAUUAUAAAUGAGUCUGAAUAGAAUUUCAUUGUCUAACUUAAAGCAAUAAAUGUUGAAUACUUUAAUCAGGAUACAUGUUAGGUCAAAAGUUUUUUAAAAUUUCAUACUUUUGUAAAUUAACUCUACAAAAACUUAUCAUAACUUAAUUUAAGAACACAAGUGAAAUAAUAUGUGUAUCAAAAUAAUCAUUCAGAUCUUCUGCAUUGACAUUUCUUUAACUUUUGAUUUCGUCAAUAACUUUUUUGGUUUAAAUUCUCAUAAAGGCAUUUAAAGUCACUUGUUUUAUGGCCAUACUGUACAAUUAGACAUUCACUGUACAGCUUUACUCUACUUGAUCUGUUAAAUCUAUUUGACUGCUAGUAUGUGUAUUAAUAAAGCAAACUCUUGUUUGCUAAAUUAUAGUCGUUUCCUGGUUUCAAAAUAAAUGGCUAAAAAUAAAUGAGAAGUAAGAAAUAGAGGCUUUACUCUCUUGAGCUUCUGCCUUUCACUCACUGGAAUCUUUAAUCAUCACAAAGUUUUGUUAGUUUUGAAAGUGAUGUUAGUUUCUUUAAGUGUUACGUAUUAGUGAUCAUUUUUACCGCUUGAUUUAGACUGAAAUGACAGCAGAGGAAAGACGAAAAAAACAUCAACUUGAAUUAAAGGAGCAGUUGCACGAAGAAGCAAAGGUAGGGCUGUUGAUGAUACUUAUUGAUAAUUACUGUUACAGCAAAACCAAAUGAACAAUCAUAACAAAGGUUUACUUGAUCAUUAGCCAAUGAGAACUCAAAGAGAAAACAAGCAGACUACUUGAGGCGCGGGAAAAUGCGAAUGACCAAGUCACAAAUGCUUUAGUUCUGCAUGUGGUUGGUCAAGAGGAUAUUGUGAGUUUUCUUGACCAAUCACAGAACAAAGUUAAACAAACUUUCCCGGGUUACUUUUUCGACACUCAAUUAACUCUUUACACCCUAAAAUCAGUCUAUAUAUUCUCCAUACUGCUCUUGAUAAAUUUCUUAAGGUGCUGGUAAGGAGAAUUCGUUUACCAAUCAAAAGCUUCUUUCGUGGAUGAUCAUUUCCUUUAUUCUCGUGACGUUAUUGUAUGAUUCAGGGGUGUUAUUGAAGGGGGUAGUUUGAUACUGUUUUCUGAGAUAGGCAUUUUUUGCUCACGCUCGGGAAUAGACGAGUAUCAACCUUCUUGAAUCCAGUAGCCAGCUCAGAACUUGCCGUCUUAGCCGUCUUGAACCUGAUGGAACCUCGCCCAUCUUUAAUGAUGAGGAUGAAAUGUUUUCCUUUGUUUCCUGAAAUAAAUGAGUUUGCUGGUUAGGAGAGGGAACACAUCUUUUCUUUUAAAACGAGUAGAAUAUGUGCUACAAGCAGCACAUAGCAACUCGACGAUAAAAUUACAAGGCUGAUGGUUUUAUAAUUCUCGCAGAGACGUCUUCUCGAGUCCAAAGGGGAUACAGAUACGAUUACUAAGUAAGUGCUUUUGAAUUCCAGAACAUUUUGGUAAAAGCCAGCGAUUCUUGUGUUACAAGCUUGUGUCAUACUUGUGUUAUCUUUGUCAAUGACAACUUGUUGUGUUUCUAACCUUGUUGUCUUUUAUCAUGAGGCAGUGCAGAUGAGGGGUUACUUCUGUUUUGUUUUGUCUUAACAUUCAAUUAUUUUCAGGUUGAAACCAUCCAAUGUAGCCUACAAACAUCCUACAAUUGUUCCGAGAGAUAAUGAUGUCAGAGAACACAAGAUUUUUGUUGGUUAGCAAGUUCUUGUAUAUAUGUACAUGUGGCUCUUUCCUUAUCAAUAUCAAGAAACCAUUGUUGUUGCAAUUUCUCUGAAAAGUUCACCGCGAAUUUUCGGAAGGGGCAAAUUUUCUCUCGAAAUUACGAGACUCACUAACGUUCCCAGUAAAUUAAUCUGCGAAUGUUCAGAAGGAUCUGAACAGUAUAGUCGCGCCGAAAAUUCGCGGAAGUUUCGCGGAAAUUUCUUUUCAGGCGAUAUUUCGUCGGAAAUCUGGUGAAAAGCAUCGUAAUUUGUUUGCAUAACCUUUACACAAUAAUGAACAUUUGAUUGCUCUUGAUUUUGUCGAAUAAUUUAUCGUUUUUUUGAAUUUCCAAGGUUUUGAAGUAGUUUUUAGUUCAUUUCCGUUCGGAAGAAAACCGUAAUUCUAAUUCGUUCCGUUUUAUGGCAUGAAUCGGCUAGUGUUAUCGAGGGGGGAGGGGGGGAGGGAGGGAGAGUGGGCCAGAGGGUCAGCUUACCCCACCUCCCUCACUGCCAUUUAAAAAAGGCACUGCUUGUGUAGCUGUACGCGUAGUUCUUUCUAUUUUUAAAUUCGGCUCUGUUUUUUUCUCUCUUCAGACAAGAAAUACGAGGCAGUUGUUUUACCGCUAUUUGGGGUAGCUACACCGUUUCACAUAUCUACCAUCAAGGUAGGUAUAAAUUCGCUUACCCACUGCGCGUUCGCGUGUUGCCGCCAGAGUCAAACCAUUUUAGUUGAGAAGCAAGGGGAAGAUGGAGAGAUGAUAGGUUUUCGUUUCUCUUUGCUAUUUUAAAUUCUUUCUUCACUUCUCUAUGGUAUCCUAACUUCCUAAUCUUUUGGCUAUUUUGUUACAACCGUGGCACAGUUUUGUGCAGUGCUUCUGAUACUGCACUUAUGUUGUGGUGAGAUUUUGUUCAGUCGACCUCAAAUAGCGUCCAUUCUUGUAAUCAAUUACAUUUUACGACUCAUUAGAAAUGACAUCUUAACAAUGAACAAUAAAGGAUUUGUAGGUUUUAAAACAUCAUUUUGAACCUCUGAAGCGUUUCAACUGAUUGGCAUGUAGGGAUCGUGAGAGCUCUGUACCAAAUCAUUUUCCAGGCAAAGUUACCGAAUCACGUCCCAGGUAAACUUUGGUCAGACUGUAAUUUUUGUUCAUAUUAUUUUUGUAUUUUUAGAACAUCAGUUCCAGCGAUGAGGGCGGUUAUACCUACCUUCGAAUUAAUCUGUUUUGUCCUGGAAGGUAAUGAGCCAAGGUUUUAGGAAAUUUUAUCAGGUGUCUAUCAACGAAAAUCAAAGUGAAUACAAUGGCCAAUCAGAGUCGUGGAUAGUAUCACAAUGAGCCAAUGACACCACGAAGGCAAUACCUGUUGAUUGACGCAAGUGCGAUAAAAGCCGAAGAAGUUGGUUUCAAUCUUUGCGUCUGAUUGGUUUAGAGGGUGACGCGGGUUGUUUGCUGAACCAAUCACGGUGCAGCCUGCCUUGGAGUCGUUAUUUGGUCUCGUCAACAGACUGAGCGCAAAACAAAGUUAAGCAAAAUCAAAGCCAUCCUGCAUUACUUUCGAGACUCGAUUGUAAAUUCCUCUAAUUUUAUCCUCUUUUUUGGCUGGAUUAAAGCUCUUUCCAUGAGUUUGACUAUGACGAGAUUGUAUUCUUUUUUUUUUUUUUAGUGCUGUCGGUCGUUCUGAAGGAAGUCUGUUUGCUCAACCCGAGGCUACAUUUGUUAAAGAAGUGUAAGUUUUGUGCUUUAAAAUUGUAGUGAAAAUUAAUCGUUGAUAAUGGUGCACAUCUGAGUGUCUUAACUUUCGUGAAAACUAGUUGUUGAAGUUAUUUUCGUAUUGGUGACUAAUUAUUAAACCAGAGUAGUAUUUGUUUGUGUUUUGUGGUGGUGGCUACAGAUGACAGGAGUACCUCCCCAGUGCGUGGUAGCUUUUUAUGUGCGUAAAUUACACUCUUUCCACGCUGGUGACACCUUUUUUACCUUUUCUUUAUCUCCUUUUUGCACACUUUCGAUAUUGCUUUUCAUGGCGUUUUGACGGACACUUUUCGGAUGAAAAUUCGAGUCAUGGCUUACACGUAGCUCUUCAACGAAUUCUUUGCACCUCACUUAGAGGUGCAUUUGACCGUGAAAUCGAAACUUAGUGAUUUUCUAUUUAUAAAUCAGAUUAUCCAACACACAGGACAGAUGUUUCUUACAUCCUUCGUCACAUCCCGAAGUGCGCUCGUAGCAAACAUUUGACCCUGCGAAGUGCAUGGUCCACUACACAGUUGAUUCACGUCUAAAAUUGGGGACACUGUGCACAAAUCUUUUGAAGAUUCUAACCAUGGUGUAGUCAAUGGUUUUUAUGAGGUUUUUUUCUCCUUAACACAGAAAUUACCGAAGCUCGAACAGCAGACCUCAUGGCGCAUCUCAGCCACCGGCGUCCAAUCUGAACACAGCGUUUCGUCUGAUAAAAGAAGUGCAGAAAAAAUUCAAAACACGGGAGGCUGAAGAAAAAGAGAGACAGGUGUGUGCGCUGCUCUUUGUAACCUUACAUUAUUACUAGGUAUCGCUCCUGUUGUUAGAUGUGAGAUGUUAAAUUUACUUUAGAGAAAGUUCCCCAGGAGGUUAUUUUCUGUAGUUUGCCUUUGUUUCCCUCGUUGGUUGUUAGAGGACGUGGACCAGUGGUCAGCGAGCGGUAUUCUGGAUCGAGAGGUCCUGGUAUGAGCUCUGGCCAAGGUCUUUGUUGUCUGUUUUUGGGUAAGAAUCUUCUCUAUCCGAGCCUCUCUCCAACAGUGAGUAUAAAUGGACGCUGGCACGGUGGAACGCGUAGCCUUUGAAAGACUAAUAUCUCCCAAUAUCUAUCCUAAUAUCUAGGAGAAGUUGAAAGACUCUAAGAAGCUCCAUGUAAUAGAAACUAGGAGAUGCUUCGGCGGCUGUGCGAGUCCGUCUCCCAUGCUGACUUUGCCUUACCUCGUUGUGAGGCAGCAUUGUUGCUGAUGAUAUAUUUGUCAAUGUGUUACAUGAGCGUUUGUUGUCAUUAUUUUCUCAACAGGGCGUGGUCCAGCAGGGAAACCUUAUACUAAACCCUAACAAAGGCAAUCCAAAAUUGAAAGAUUUGUACAUAAGACCAAGUAUAACUCAAAGAAGAUCACCGGUACGUCCAUAAUGGUUGCUACCUCUUGUCUCUUGGCUAACUUUUGAUAUUUUUAUCGCUUUCGUUUUCCUUUAAAAAAUUGAUGUGUCAUGUUCUCGGAACUUUUGCUUAAACCUUGCGCCAUUAUUACUUGGUUUUUACCAUCAAAUAUCAAACGACUGUUUACAGGAAACGCUACCACAUAAUUUAUAAAUUCCGUUAUUUUGGUGACAUCAAAUAAACCCAGGUUGAUUUUAUCAUGCUUUCAUUUAUGAAGUAAUAUAUUAUCAUUUAAGGUUAAUAUUACUUGAAUGUUGUAUUUUUUAUCCAUCCCGUAUCACUUUUUGUUGUAAAGUAAUGCAAUGUAUACAUUUAUAAUACCGUAACAAUUUGUAGUCAUGCAGAUGGAGAUAAUUUUUAUUUUCGUUUUUGUCGUCUGUUAGCUCUUUUGUUUACACUUCUGUUUUGUCGUUUUUAUGUUCUCAGGGCACUUUAGAAGCGCAUACGAACGGUGAGUACGCAGACUAUUCAUUUAUAUCUGUACUUGUUGUGUGUGGUGAUCUUAACCCGAUGUUCGAAUCUUAAUUUAAAGGUUUUAGGUUUGGAAUGUAUCGCGGAGAACACGUCGACAUUUUGUAUGGAAAUGUAAAACAUGCGUUUUUCCAGGUAAAAUUAUCGCUUUAUUUUCUUGCCCAAAUAAAGUUUUGAUUGUCAUUCGGAGGCGUUAAGUUCUUCUCAUGAAACUAUUUGUAGCCAAAUCGUAUAGCGUGUAAUUGGAAUCUGAACAAUCGACGGACUGCAGUACGUAGAAUUUAAUCUGAUACAAGUUUGCGUGGAGAACAAUGAUUAAUGGGUGCAUAGCUGAAAAUAAUUUUAUUCGAGCUUUAGGGAUUGCUUUAUGGGUGAGGUCAAUUCAUAGUCCGUGUGAACGUUGCAUUAUACUAUCGUCAACCUCCGAGGUACAGUCUGAAAAAGGUUUAGAGGUUAUGAAACUAUAACAUUAGGAAUAGUCAUAGCCUGCUGUGUAGGCGUCUUAUUUAGGGCGAGUUAACGUUAUACGAUAGUUAAUUCGACCUGCCAUGUUGGAGUUAGAGCUAGAGUGACCGUCGUCCACCCCUGGGUACAAAUUUUUUUCUCUUCCCAGCCUUCCGCUGCUGUAGAAAUCAAAGAUGGAGUUUCACCAAGAAAAUGUUGACUACUCGCUCGCCAAAAUUACGCUUACUCUACUGGCUAGAACAGGCACAAUUGACCCAGGUUGUUUUAACUAGUUAAUCAUUACUAUUACAUCUAAAUUUUUUAACUUGCUUUGCAGCCCUGCGAUGGAGAAAUGAUCAUUCUACUUCAUUUUCACUUAAAGGUUUGUCGCUUUGUUGUUUAACAAGACUUACGGGUUUAAGAAGUUGCUGAGCCCAAACUUUUCUUUGUCUAUUGAAAGGCAACCUAUAUGUUAGUCUGUUUUAUUAGUUUAUUUAUUUAUUUAUUUAUUUGUUAGUUUGUUUGUUUGUUGGUUUCUUUUGAGUUUGUUUGGCUGUGGAAUCGUGUCUGGCCCAUUCUCUUACUGAUUUAUUAUGAAAUGUUCCCGUUUUAAUACUGAACAGAUAACUACUGUUCGGUGUCGAUACAGCCAAUGUUAAAAUUCAUACUUACCCUGUCUUCGGAUAUGGAAAUUCUGACGAUGACUCUUUUCUUCUUCAGCAUCCUAUAAUCAUUGGCAAAAAGAAAUACAGAGACAUACAGUUCUACACUGAAGUAAGUGCAAGUAAAAUUUCUUACACGAUAGUAGGACAGAAUUUCUCUUAACAAUAUCAAUACAAUAUCAAGGAGAUAAAUAACGACAACAAAGAAAAAUAUGAAUUAGGGGAUUAUAUCCCAAUACCCAGUACUAAAUUCUCCCAACUGAUGUCAGAAGAAUUGUAUGACAGACAGUAGGGAAAAUUGCUAAUGAGAUCUGGUAAGUAAAAGGGUCAGCUCCUAUAGUACCUUUUUUCACCCAAGCCUGUGAUUGGGUUUUGGUAAAAUGUCACGGAAACCAGAAAGUACUCAAGGAAGGAGGGAUGGGGGGUGGGAAAUUUUUGAUUAAGGAGCUCCAAUAGAAGCCAUUCACAGUACCUUUGCCCGUCUGGGACUAUAAAUGGGUUUCAACAAACUAUCAGGGGAAUUCUGAAAUGGGGAGGGCCGGAAGGGGAAACAUGAGUUGGAGUGCUAUCCCACCCAGGAGGAGGAGUAGUUAUUCUAUUUAUUGCUUCACGCUGCGGAAACCGAUAACUUCCCGAUGAAGCAAUUUUCAAUUGAGUGACGAAAGUAUCCAGGAUUGCCUUGGGUUUGCUUAACUUUGCUCUGUGACUGGUCUAGAAAACUCGAGCUGCCUUCUGAACCAAUCAGAUUUAUAGGUUAAACCAUUGACGACUUGGUCUCCCUUUUUCCGCACUUCAAUCAGUUUUUUUUCUUUGUUUGUUCUCUGUGUUCUCUUUGGCCUUUUGUGAUGUUCUUCGUUACUCUGAUUGGCCACAGUGAUUACUUUGGUUUUGAUCAAAUGACAAGUUGAAAAGCGCUCUACCAUGCUGUGGCUGGCGUCAAGGUCCUCAGUAAUCUGUUUUUCUGGUUUUUAAUUUGUCUAAUCAUAUAGCACAUGAUUUAAACUGCUGCCUAAUUUUCACAGGUCGGUGAAAUCACAACAGACUUAGGAAAACACCAACACAUGCAUGACAGGGACGAUCUUCAAGCAGAGCAGGUAAUGUUGUCGUAACUGUUGUCUUAAAUAGAAUGAAACAAAUUCAACCUCAACGAGCUUAGCGAACUUUUCCUUUCAUGAGCUUGUCUCUCAAUAAGGUUUAUAUUUAGGGGUUUUUAUGGACUUUCUUAAAACGCUAGAAAUUUUCGAAGUACAUUGGGUAGUUAAGUCUUUUGUGUUAAAUCUGUUCUGCAUUCACAGGCCGAAAGAGAGUUAAGGCAAAGGUUAAAAUCAGUGUUCAAGAAUUUUAUUGACAAAGUAGAAGGAAUAACUCACGGGCAAGUGGAGUUUGAUGUUCCAUUCAGAGACCUCGGGUAAGUGGAAUGGACAAAGCACAAUUGAAUUCAACGCCAAGAGUCACUUUUGACACUUUACCAGACAUAAAGAGACAUUCGUAUCAGCUUUUUUGUCCCGUUGUAUCGCGUUAUCUGUUCUUGUUUUUGUUUUUUUUUUUUUUGUCGUAUUUUCCCUUUUUGGGGUAACUAUUAUUUUAUUCUCCAAUUUUUUUCCGUGGGUAUGACCCAGACUUUUACAUUAAAAUUUGUUUAAACUACUUCGGUGACGUUUGUUUGUUUUGUCUUUCAGGUUUAUGGGUGUACCAUCUCGGAGCACAGUAUUACUUCAACCCACAACGCAUUGUUUAGUUAACAUUACCGAGCAGGUACUUUCAAGCAAACUUUAAGUCCUCUGCCUUCCGUCAGCUGUUGAUAAGAGCAGUGAUUUGGACUGUUUUCGGUCGACCGCUCUAUCUUUUGCUUUUCUAAGUCCAUAGAAUAGUCACAAUGUAAUUCUUAAUCCUGAUGUGUGUUUUUUGCUGACCUAAAGACUCGUCGUAUCAUAUCUUCUUCUUUAGCCAACGUUCAUUAUCACUUUGGAUGAAGUAGAACUUGUUCACUUCGAGCGAGUACAGGUAAAUCCGUUUAACCAGAUAUAUUGAUUAGGGGUCGCCAACGUCUGUCAGAACUGCCCUUUGCUGUCUUCGUAGCAUUCAGAGACUUGGUUCUCACCGAAUUGGCCCACUCAUUUGAAAGCCCCGAUCAGUUUUCUCCGCUCGCACACGAAAUGUACGCAAAAUAAUUGGAGAUUUUAGCCGGGUAUGCAAAAAAGUGCUUUUAUUCAAAAAUCAUACUUCUGCUCUCCAGUCUGCUUGUCGAAAGUGAAGUUGACAAUGACGGGAGAUUUAAAUUUUUUAGUUUACUUUUCCGCUUGUUGAUCAUUAUUUUUUUUCCUUUCUAUAGUUUCAUCUGAAGAAUUUUGACAUGGUAUUUGUGUUCAAAGACUACAAACGUAAAGUGGAACACGUAAAUGCUAUACCAAUGACGUCACUGGAUUCUGUCAAAGACUGGCUGAAGUACGUCACCGUAGUUUUCUUUAAUUAACCCUUUACGGUAAAAUCAGUAUGCAUAUUCUCUGUAUUGUUCUGUAUUGUUCUGUAUACAUUUCUUAAGCACCUUACAAGGAAAAUUUGUUCAACAAUCAAGAGCUUCUUUACUUUGUGACCAUUCUUUUUAUUCUCGUGACCUUAAUGUGUGAUUCAGGGGUGAUAUUGUGAGGAGAAAUUAGAUAUUAGUCUCUCUUAGGGCUCAAAGGGUUAACAUUGAAACGUAAAAUUCCGGUUAUAGACCCCCCUCCCCUCCCAUACUGCUUUCCUUAGCCAAUAUUUCGACACAGAACUUUGCACGGUAUGUUUACUGUCAAACUUAGAAAACCGUUAUCGUAUUGUAACAAAUAAGGACAGAACGAUAAGAGUAUGCGAGUAAACCACCAAAAAACAAGCUUAUUUGAGAUACUGCGAAGACUUCGCGUUACUCGCUUAGGAUUUGAUUGUUUUCUUCGACACAACUACUUUCCACAAAUAUUCCCGGUCUUCACGGUUUUCUGAGUUUCCCAGUGAGCCGCAUCCACUUCGUCCACAUGCAUGUAUUAUUUAUUUCCACAUGCAUGUGUUAUUUAUUGCUAAGAAAACUCCCAGAGUGUGAGUCGCCCUUAUAAAAUGGAUUUCAGAGGAGCGUUGAUUAAACUUUGGGUUUCCUUCAUCUUUGGUCCUUAUUGGUUCUACGUAAUUGACCAUUCAGUCGUAAUCAGACGUUUUAUCAAGUGUAGUGUUUUUGUGUAUAGACUUUUAUCAAUUCUUUUAUCGCGGAAAACACACCGUUUGAUGACAACCUCCUUCCCAGCCUUUCCUUAUUCCUACUCUUUGGAGCGAGAGAGAAGGAGAGUCUUUUUCUCACUCCAGGGGUUCAGGAAGAAGAUAGUAAGGGAGCGAGAUUGGCUUGAUUGCCGAUCCUUGAAGAAACGUUGCAGCUAAAUGCUGUGAAGAUAAUGCUUCCUCUUGUGCGCUUCGUUUUCUUUGCAGUUCAUGUGACAUUAAGUACACCGAAGGAAUCCAGAGUUUAAACUGGGCAAAGAUUAUGAAAACCAUCAACGAUGAUCCUGAAGCGUUUAUCGACAAUGGUGGCUGGAGUUUCUUGGAUCCUGACAGCAGUGUAAGUGGUCUACCCCAGUCACUUGGGUUCUUGUUAGAUAGCGUACUUUUUCACAGAAAUAUUUACUGAAAGAUUUUUCCAACAAUUGUUGUCUUAUUGAAAUGUAAUAGCUCAUCGCAUUAAGUUUAAAUUUGUUUCCUUCUGCCAAACAUUGUUGUAAAUAUAUUUAUCAGAUGUCAUCGUUUUGGAAACACAUCAUGUGUUAGAGAAAUCCAGCUUGUGAAGACAUAUUUAUCCCUUAAAGUCACAAGUCUCGAGUACUACUUCCGCUAGAUAUCCUUUCGAUAUCUCUCGCGAGCAAAAGUAACCACUCCGCACUGUUUCACUCCCCUGUCGUGGAGGACAAGUGGCAAAGUUGCCGGCUAUUUAUUGUCCAAACUCCUAUGGAAAAUACUUAGCGAGGACCCUCGGCUUGAAUUGUUCUUAAGUAAGUGCAUUUCAACCUCAGGGUGAGGAAGGAGAAGACAGCGAGGAGGAAGCGGAAAGUGAGUACGCUCCGACAGAAUCAGAGGAAGAGGAGUCAUCGUCACAAGAAGAGUAUUCUUCUGAAACAGAGACGAGCGAAGACGGCUCAGGUGAGGACACUGCUCACGGGGGGCGGGGGAGGGGGGAAGGAGUGAAGGCGAUCCAUGAUGUUCGUGAAACCUCUACUGCGGGUACAAUUAUCUGUUAACAAGUUGGAAGUAUUCUGUAAAUUUAAAUUUGGUCACGAAAAUGGAAAUUCAGUAUGAGGGACGGAAAGAUUAAGAAGUAAUUUUCAGUUAUGUUGCACUUGGAGUAUUUUGAUUGUGUCCAUUUUUUAAGUGUGUGACGUUUCGUGGUGAUCAUUUGUGGUAAACGUGGAGGCGUCACUUCGUUCUGUUUUUGUUCAGUUCUUGUUCGUUUGUAAAUGAGCACUCUUUCGCGCAGGAAUCUCGUGUAACUCACACUUUUUUUGUUUGCGUCCACAUUUCUAAAUAACGCCAAAGAAAGAAAAAAAAUAGUUGAUUGACUAGUUUUGCCGCAAUAGCAUCCACCAGAUGACCAAGGGCUCUCCAAACGGUACCCUGCUUGUUUUUGUAUCCAGUUUUUGGUAAACUAUGCUGCUUGUGCUCUUUUGUUUGUAAUUAACAAAUCUUUUUAACAGCGAAGGGGGAGUUUUCAGAGAACUAGUUAAAUAUAUUGUUCAUAUGAACUGCAAAAGACAGUUGCUUCUUCAGUAUGAGUAAAAUUACCCAAAAAAAUGUUUUUAAGGGGCUUUGUUGCAAUUGAUACUUUUGUUGUCUUUUGUUUGUUUGCGUUGUUUUGUUCGUUUUUGUUUGUUUGUUUUUGUCUCAGGGCGCUCACUGUCGUGAAAGUUGGCUGAACAGGGCCUGCGAAAUAUGUAAAAGUUUUUACCAUUCUCAUUAUCGCUACCUCAUCAAAACCCCCCCGGGCGAUUAGGUCUUUACCGUGACUUUUGGAAAGCGAUUUUGACGUUUUCUUACAAUAACUGGACAGCAUUAAAGAAACCUCCCCAUCCUCUUGUGUUCUGUUAUAAAGGGGAAAGCUUUUUAGUCUGUUAGUCUUCUCUUUUAUGUUUUUCUAUUAUCUUGUUGAACUACGGUUACAGGUGAGGGUACGCUAAUCGAAUUGGCGAAUUAACAAAUCGACAAUCAGCUUGUGAUAUUACUGUAAAUUGUAGUAAUAACUGUAUAUGCUGAGUAAUGUUUUUCCUUUUUUCUGAAGAAUUCGAAGAAGAGAUGGGCAGUGAAGAGGAAAGCGGAAAAGACUGGUCUGAACUUGAAGAAGAAGCGGCCAAAGGUGAGCUCUUGAUCUUUCUUUAAUGGUCCUUGAGCCGUUUCCUUUGAUAUUUGCAAUAUUGUACUUUCCUUGUGCUGCAUUGUCACCAUGUCACUUCAGCUUUCAAGUUGUUUGUAAUUGUCAAUACGUUUUCCAGUCGUUUAAAAAAUAAAUGUUUAGUGUAUCAAAGGUUAGGCGUGGGAAUAAAGUUUCUGGUAACCUCAGGCAAAUAUAUCAUGUGACUUUCUCCUGCGGAGGCAAGACUUCUUUUGACAUGUAAAAAAAACUGCACAAUGAUGGAUUUUUCUAUAUGAAAAUUAUGCCAGAGAGUGCCCUAAUUUUUUUUUUUUUUUUCGCUUUUAAGAGUGACCGGAAAACGUUUCUUUAUCACCUUGAUGCGUGAAUGAGAAUUAGGCCUCGCGCACGAAACUCAGCGAGAAAAGGAGAUUUGACUGCUUUUUUAAGAGUGGAUAACUGUUUUAGAACAAAAUAAAGAAAGAUAUGUGGGGAAAAUAAUGCGGAGCCCUUUGCUUCGGUUCUUUAUGAAAAACUGAUAACAGCUGAUUCACGCUAUUUUGCCUCUUAGACUAGAAUUUUCUCUGUGUGUGGUAGCCACAAAUAUGGAAAUAAUUAGAAAAAAAAUUAACUCAAGGUCAGAGAAAAGUCGAGAAUUUUAAUUUGAGUGAGAGAAAUUAAAAAUUUGGCGGCGGAGAAGUCACGGAAAAGUAAAAUGUUGAAGUCAUAGUUAGACCUUUUUUGUGUGCGGUCUUUGGUUUGGUAAGGGCCGUGGUACAAAUUUCAAUCUUGUUUGAUUUGUUGAAAAGAUACGAGCGGUUGCAAGUAAGACGGGAUGGUAUGUAAGGGUGCUCCUGCAUGUUAUCUUGUACUUGUCUUUUCUUAAAAAUGUAUUGUUGUCAGUCCGGUAAUAGCCUUGGAAUUUUGACAACUGCAGCCAUGCUAAGGAACCUGCGACAUGUUUCUGUUCUCCAAAGUGACGCAGUAACAUGAAACAGUGGUAAAAUGAACCAGCGCCAAAGUCCGCCGUUCUGAUUUGUUUUCAUUUAUGUUCCUCAGCCGACCGUGAUAGGGGCCAAGAAGAAACUCCAUCAAAGAAGAGGAAAAAACCUAGUAGCAAACACGAAUCUCCACGCAAGAAAAAACGGAAGAGUUAAACAUUCCAAUGUUGAGUAAAUUUAAACAAGAGUUUGUUAGAAACGGGACAUCAUUUGCUGUCUUUCCAACGUUAUAACUGAAGAUGUCGUCUGCCGAAAGCUGCGGUAGGAAAGGAGAGCGAACUCGUGCGAACAUUAUUGUUUACAGUGGCUGGUGAAUGCGCGACAUUAUGCAUUCUGGUAUUAUUAUGGAUAGCACUUAGGCCGUUUUUAGUAGUUCAACUGACUGGCUAGAAUCAGUUACAACUCUCCCGUUAGACAAGUUCAUGUUUGGAGGGAUUUUUACUUUCGAGUAAAAUUUCACGUUUCCAUAAGAAGCCUGUUCAUUUUUGUAUUGACUGGUUUGGCCCACUAGUUGCAAGUAAUGGUGAGCCCUUUAGUUUCCAGCGGUAACGUAAUGCUUCAAAUAAGACUGGCGCUAGGAACAUGCCCAGUCUUUCGUUUUUCGUUAGUCGCCUAUAUUCUACAUCUUUUAGGUUUCUGUGAAUACUUGUAAAGUUAAAAAAAAUGUGUUCCGCCUAACGGUUUGACGUCUGUACUUUGAAUGUUGCUCGAGAAUUUCUCCGUUACAUGUACAUGUAUCUGUCCAAGGUCUGAUAGAAGCAAUAGGUUAAUAGGUGCCUUUGGUGACCGCACACUUUACAGCCUUAUAUCUGAGGCCGAGCAGUUAAUUGUUGUUAUUCCUGUCCGAACUUCGACAGAAAUCAUACGUUUGGCUUUGAUACGAAAGCUUCUUUACCUAGUUACCAACACAUUACUCUAUAUUUGUCCAAUCACAGUUGAGAUGCAUUACUUUGAUUGACAUUGACUGAGUUCAAGAUGGCAAUUCCGGGUGAGGGUUUGCAAAGUUAUUCUAUUAUUGAUAAACCUGAAAUCCUAGAUACUUUGAUUAGUUUCUAUAAACGAAAAUACCACCUGAUAUCGCAAAAAUAAAGAAAAAUUAUGGUAUAGUUGUAAAAACAAGGAGUUCAAGGACUGGGAUCA
Pocillopora meandrina is the source of this 24178-nucleotide messenger RNA. Lineage: Eukaryota; Metazoa; Cnidaria; Anthozoa; Scleractinia; Pocilloporidae. The record is from the annotation of a GenBank genome assembly.